UAUUUUUCAGAUUAAGACGCAAAAGGGAUAAAGGUGACCCGGAGUCAAAAGAGUCCUAGGUCAAAGUAGUAUCUGGAGUAAAUGAAUCCAUCCCCUGAGUUCCUGCACAGCUUGGAGUCGCAAAUAUAAUUAUGAAGACGGGACUAGUCCUGAGUUUCCUCCAGUGUAUUCUAUACCUGGAGAAGGUUCAAGCUCAGUUUGAGGUUCUCAGUCAUAUUUGUAAAUAUGGAACAUACUCUAAUGGACACAGAGAAAGGAUGGAGUGCUGGGCUGCCAUCAGUUUUUGUAAAAGAGAUCUAGACAGAGGACCAAUUAAUCCUGGAAGAAUACCUAGAGAUUUCAGAGAGUUCCCUGUACUAGAGUACAGACAAGAGUUAAGAACAUGUUCCUACAACAAUGGAUUUCAGUACAAUUGUGUAGAAAAGGGACAAUGAUAAAAAACCCCUAAA
Eurytemora carolleeae is the source of this 449-nucleotide messenger RNA. RefSeq lists its product as uncharacterized. Bases 132 to 434 code for a protein of 100 amino acids. The transcript is spliced from 4 exons. The record is from RefSeq and is a predicted model, not a curated record. NCBI's taxonomy places the organism in Eukaryota, Metazoa, Arthropoda, Copepoda, Calanoida, Temoridae.